Messenger RNA from Sabethes cyaneus, 4665 nucleotides. Its product is annotated as serine/threonine-protein phosphatase 4 regulatory subunit 1-like. The record is from RefSeq and is a predicted model, not a curated record. The transcript has 12 exons. Bases 544 to 4026 code for a protein of 1160 amino acids. Lineage: Eukaryota; Metazoa; Arthropoda; Insecta; Diptera; Culicidae. Gene Ontology annotation, biological process: protein dephosphorylation. Gene Ontology annotation, molecular function: protein binding; protein phosphatase regulator activity.
ACGAUUUAGGAAUAUUACCAGUUUUGCGCUGUAAAUACUUCGUAAAAUUGUGCAAAAUUCGGUAAAUCUGCCGUCGCCCCGUGCCGCAGUGGAAAGCAAAUUACGUUUUUCCGUUCCGUGCGUUUUGUUUUUCUUAAGUUUUUCCCGGGGAUUAGCGCAGAGGUGCAGUGCAAUUGGCAAGUUCGUGUUUUGCUCCUUUGUGACCCCGUUUCUAUUGUUUUGCUGCGCGCUCGGUUAUUGACCGUGGUGUGUUCACAUAUCCGUCUUAAUUUUUCGCUCCCGUUUCGGGUUGUCGGUGACCGUGCGUGCGUGUGCCAUUCGGUAUCGAUUGGUCGAAUCGUGAUUUUUGACCUUUGGUGACAACAAAUAAUAAUAGUUCUAUGCUAUAGGAGGAGUGUUGGUUGACCUGCAGAAGCCAGCAAAAUACCGCUAGUAUACUGUGCCUGCUGGUGGUGUAUCGGGAAAGCGGGGCAGCUUCCUAUGCAAAUUGACUGAACAGGAUACACUGUGUGUGGGGAAAUUGCUUGAGUAGAGCCAGCAAACAUGUUUAGUGCGGCCGACUCGUUUGGAUAUCUGUUCAAGAAGAAUGAUCCGAUCCAUUCGCUGAACAAUUUCGCUACGUCCUCGCAGGUUGUCGAACGAGAAAACUACCCGCGCGUCCUGGAACAUAUCAUCCACACGCAGCCGUACGUGCUAAGCCGAGAUUACAAGGAGAUCCUGAACACCCUAGACAUCGUAUCCAGCGAUUCAGAAAUCUCGGUACGAUCCAGUCUAUCAUCAUGGCUGCAGCGGCUCUGCGUGAGUUGUCUCGAUCGGGAACAGAGCGUGAACAGCGAGUUCGGCCGGUGUGUGCUGGAAAAGGUGCUGAACAUCACCAUCCGCUACCUCACAGAUGAACCAGGGGUUCGCUGCGGUGCCUUCGAAACGCUCAGCUACCUGAUCGAGAAGGGCUUCCUGGACAAGGCCACCACGGAGGAAACGGUCUGCCCGGUGGUGGAAAAGCUCAGCCGCAAACCGCUGGACACGUUCGACGAGGAACUGUACGCGAUCUUCAUACACCUGAUGGUAAAGAUUGUCCCGAUCGUGGGUUAUGCCAAAACGUACGAACUGGUGUACGAGCGGUUCCUCGAGCUGUGUCGCUGCAAGGAGCAUUUCGUCCGACGAGAGUGUGCCACUGCCUUUCCGGUAAUGUGCGAAGUGCUCGGCGAUGAGCUGUUCGAAAAGAGUAUGUUGCCAAUUUUCAUGAAACUGUGCGACGAUGAGAUAUGGACCGUGCGCAAAGCUUGCGCCGAAGUACUACCGAUCGUUGCUUUGCUCUGCACGCUGGAUAAACGUCGCAAGGUGCUGGUUCCGGCGAUGAAAAAGUUUAUGUUUGAUCCCAGUCAGUGGGUCAUCGUAGCAGCUUUAAAGAAUUUAGGCCAAUUCCUGACAACUUUCACCCAACUGCGAGUGCUUGGGCUCGCCUACAACAGUAACCUAGAGCUAAUGGUGACGAAUGCCGCCGAUCAUCAGAGCUUCCAGCAGUUGGACAUGCGUCGCGUUACCUACGGAAACCAGCCGUCAGCGGAUGUGCUGCUGAAAAACUUCGAGUGCUACGAGAAGCGCUUUCGGGACUCCAUUCAGCGCUACGCUUUGCUGUCGCUGGUCAAAUCUAACGAGGAGCCUUGGAAAGCCCGCGGCGACGAAAUGAUCAACGUCGAAGUGUACUUGUACUCGAUAGUGUACGCCGUCCGUUCUUCCGAUAUGCUAUCCACUGGGUCCAAUUCGGACGAUGGAGGUAUUUCGAAAAUUUCCGACUUUUCCUACAAGUACUACGUGAGGAAGUCGCUGUCGUCCAGCUCGCUUUGUGGUCCUCCGCCGGUUCAGCUGCACCGUGGUGGGAGAAAUUACGACGAAAAGAAUCCUUUAAAUCGCUUUCUACGCUACUGCUGGCCGCUGAAGAACAAUUUCUCCGAUGCAUUUGCCAAACAAGGUAGCACCGGAAACGGUCGUGACAGCGAGUCCGAUGACUAUCUCGGGGGUUGGGCUCCGGACGAGGACAGCUACUCGAUGCUAGCCAUGCAGAUAAAAAUUAAUUUAGGUGGCAGCGACGACGGUGAUGGAGGAGGAACCGCUAGGUUUGACGAACCAAAUAGCACCAUUAAUAGUAACGCUAACAAUAACCAACGUGUGCCUGAAACGGAGGAGAAAAAACCGGAGAAAAGAGCUUCCGAGCAGAAUUUACACUUCGGCGAACACCCAUCCGAGGACGAGUCCGUUGAUCAAAGCUUUAAUUCGCACCAAUUUUGGUACAUCAGUCCGGAACUGCCACUCGAUCUCGACUUUAUCGAUGCGGAUACGCUCGGCAAAGACGGUGAUAGCAAUAAGAAUUCCGAUAUCAGCAAUAACAAUGCAAUCAGUGCCUCCAUGCCGAUUGCUUCCUCUACCUUCGUGGCUCCCAUUGCCAAAACUGAAUUGGAGUGCCAGGAGGAUAAUAAAAAUAAUAAUUCCAAAGUGGCCUCGGAAGCGCAAGAGACGAGUACCAUGUCCACAACGGACGAAGUCACACCCGAAAACGAUCCUGCCAACGAUAGCGAUUCGUCCUACGGUAGCAUUAAUAAUUCAGAGUCUGAAAAACCGGACACCGACGUCGAACGUUACUGUUCCGAUCUGAAACAGCAGCAGCAACAGCAGCAUCAGCACCAAAAGUUCAGCGCCGGAAGUGUCGGAUCGUUCCAUCAACAUUUGGAUGCCGUCAGUGUCGGUAUAGGUGCUCUUGCCAUUGGCAAGGAAAGUGACCGUCUCAAGGAUUUAAUCAAGUGGCAAAACGAAGAGGUGGAAUGGAACCUGCUGGAAGAUUUUGUCCACAUGAAGAACAUUAACAAGGAGCUCUGCUACGAUUGUGCAUUUAAUUUUCCCGCUAUCGUGCUGACUUUUGGCGAAAAGUUUUGGCCCAUUUUGAGCAGCCACUUUUUCGCGCUGUGCAACGACAUUCAGAACACGGUCCGCCGGACGAUGGCUGCCUCCAUCAGUAAGGUCGCACUGAUUAUUGGUCGCGAACACGCGACCCGUGACUUGGUGGCUCCGUACACGGAAUUCCUGAUGGAUUCGGACGAGAUUAAAAUCGAGGUGGUCAAUACGUUGGCCGAAUUUUUGAAGGUUAUCGAUGGAAGUGAACACGAAACGCUGAUGGAUCAGCUAAGCCUUUGUCUGAAGCCACCGCUGAACAUGAUGAACUGGCGUUUCCGCGAGGCAAUCGCCCGCCAGCUGAUUGAGCUGGUGAAGAUCCACACGAAGAUUCGUAAGGAAAAUUGUUUGCUGUACCUGACGGGACUGGCGAUGCGCCUGAUGAUGGAUAAGUACGAUUUUGUGCGGAAAGCAGGAGUGGAUGCGUUCGUUGAGUGUACAACAGAGUUCCAGAAAAAUGGUGCGGUUUUCAAAUUUUUUACCGAACACUUUGCCAACAACGUGUUCUGGCGUCGUCGACAGACCUAUAUUAUUACGGCAGGCAAAAUGUUGGAGACUGGUAACAUCGAGGUCGAAACCUUCCGAAAAUAUGUGCUCAAUAAUGUGCUAGCCCUUGUGAAUGAUGCCGUUCCCAAUGUCAGAAUACAACUAGGCAAGUGCCUAAAAGACAUCAUCCUGCCACACGCAAGCUUUUCGCCGACCUGUCCGGAUGCCGAUGCCAUCGAGCAGGUGCUAGCCAAGCUGCGCUCCGAUCCGGACCGGGACGUUCGUGGCCACAUCGAUGGGUACCAAAAUACGGAGGAAGAUGAUUGCGUGGCGGUUGGUGCUCCGGAAAUGAUUGCCAUUACCGAUUCCAACUCGAGUUCGUCGACUUCUUCCACCUCAUCGCUGUCGUCUCCUCCACCGCCACCACAUGCCGUCGAUUUAUCGGCGGCUGCGGCAGCGGCAGCGACGGCAAGCCCAGAGGAACGUCAGCAUCAGCACCACCAGCAACUGCAACCACAGCAGCUGGAGUUUCCAGUCCUGAGCAACGAUACUUGGUACUUCGAUAUUAACCAGCAGCAGGAGUAUGAGUUUUAAUGAAUGGCAUCGCUCACAAUAUUACACACACACCUACUAGGAACGAAAGAACAAAAUCUGUCAACCACCUGAAAUUAUUAGCUCUUAGUUCACAGUUUUAGUUCCCUGCUAUUCAAUUCAAUUUAAAUUUGCAUUACCCAGCGCUCAAUUGUAUAGAACAAAAAAAACCUGUCUGGGUAAUUGUCUUUUAAUUCGAUUCAAAAGUGUUAAGAAAAGUAUUUCUUCUUUAUUUUUUUAAUUUUGUGUGUAGCUCAAUUAAGCCGAUCCAAUGUUUUUUUUACUCUGAAAGUACAAUUUUAAAGCGUGAGCGUGUUUUCUGAUACAUACUAAAAGCUUAUUACAUCAGACUGUUUAGAUUUUAUUUGCUCUAACAUAACACCAUAGCAUGGCAUCCGGUCAUGACAAACCGAGAGAGAGAUAUCGGGUUGUAGGGGUAGAGCAAUCUGUUUAGAAAUGUCUAGAAUGUUGAGUUCUUAUGUUCGAAAUAAACUAUCGACAACAACUAUUAGUAGCAGUAUGAUGGUAUCAACUGUUAGGUUCACACAAAACAAAAGUAAACAAACAAACAAACAAACAAAAAUCAAGCGAUGCAAUUCAAAAGACUUUACCUAGGCAAUGUGAAAGCUAAAUGAAUAUAUA